Stylonychia lemnae is the source of this 4062-nucleotide messenger RNA. The record is from the annotation of a GenBank genome assembly. Lineage: Eukaryota; Ciliophora; Spirotrichea; Sporadotrichida; Oxytrichidae.
AUGAUCAUAAUCUCAAAAGUAAUCAAGGUCUUCCAAAGAUUCUACUGGAUGAGAUAACUCUCUAGAUUCUCAGUAAAGCAGGAUACCACCUAUCUCUAGGAGUCCUCUAAUUAUUAUGAAAUGAGACAAUCUUCAUUAAUGCCAACAAUUGUUUCAACUGGUUCAAAAGUAUAAGAUGAUUUGAUUGAGUCUACUAUGCCUAUCAAGAACAUGGGCAAGAGUUUGGUAAACCUCCCGUUGACUAUUAAGGAAUUCUAGGAUUUGCUCAACUAGAAUAAAACUGAAACAUCAGCUAGAGAUUUAAGUUUUUCUAAAGAGCGGAAAUAUGAUGAGUAAUUGGAUUAGCAAUUUAAAAUGGUAGAAAAGUUCAAGCAGGGCUAAAACUAAAAGUUCUUAAGAAUAAAGUCUAGAAAUAGUAUUGAUCCUACAAGUAGGACUUCUAUUCGAAAUCCAAACGAAGAUAGAAAGAAAAUAGAGCCAUCAUCAGAUUUAUUGCUUGAUCCUAAAAAUAUAGAUGUGAAACCAAAUUAACUUGUAACAGUUAAUGACGCAUUGCUAAAAAAGUAUGGAAAAGGCACACUAUUCAAAACCAACUAAGGAGAUAAAUCCAAACAAUUAAAUAGCUAUGGCAUGGAGAACUUGGUACAGGGCUCUUCACAUGAAAAUCUGGGCUAACCCUCAGCAAGAUAGGACGCUAUAAUGCUCAUCAAUUGGUUUCAGCAUAGCCUUAAUUUGAUAAACAGAGAUGUAAAUGAAUAGAAAGUACUCUAGAAAUAAUCUCUUACUUAAGUUGUUUUCAACCUUUGCAUUGAAGAAAUCUGCAGAUAAGUUUCAGUUUAAUGUGUUGAAAGAGGAGAACUACUAAGGAAAAUAUUUGACUAAUAUACCCAGCUGAUCGAGAACAUGAGUAAAAAUUUUAAAGCAAAAAGAGUUGAAAUCAAGAAGAAGCUUUCUGAUAAGGUUCAAGAAUACAUUAAGAUUCAAGAUGAGUUGAUUGAGAAGAAUAAUCACUAGAUGCAGGAGUUGAAAAGAAAUAUAGAGAUGAUGAGUUUAGACUUAUAAGAAUCACAGACUUUACUGAGUUAGAGAGGGACACUUAUUCAAAAACUUAAGAAAAAAUGCUUCAAUGUAUAAAAAGAAGCUGAGACAGCCGCAAGGAAAUUCAAACUUAUUGAAAAGGAAAAUUAUGAAUUAGUCCAGAAGUGCUAUGAAUAAGCUGAAAAGCUUGGUGAAGUGUUUGUGUCACCUAUAGAUGAGGACGAAAGAAAGAGAUUGAUACUAAUUAUUGAUUAAGAAAUGCAAUUAGAAUGGGAAGCCAGGGACCAAGAGUAAAAGAAAGAAGCUACUGACCUUAACAAGAGUCUACAGUCAGUAGAAAAUGAAUUUAACCAGAUGAUAGCGAUUAAUGAUAUAAUUCAAGAGGAGGAAAAGUAAACUGAUAUGGAUGAUUUCAUUUAGUACCUCAAGAGUAUUAACAUUGACAAGUUUAUAGAAAUUGAAUGCCAAACUGAGGUCAUUAGACAUAGAUCUGUGGCAAUCAAUGCUAAACCUCAUAAAAUAGGGAUAAUGAGAGAUAAGGAAACCUUUACUGAUCCAAGACUGCUAGAGCAGUCUAAGUUUGACUCUAAUAGUACUACUCCAAAUAAAAAUGCUAAGAUUCCCAUGCUUCAAAGAUUGACUACGAGACUGCCUUAAUUGAUUGAAGACCUUGACGAGAGCAUGACUGAUUCGAGCUUUUCAAAUCAGCAGAAUACAAAUGAAGAUGAGGAAGAUCAGGAUCAAGAACUGAAAAUUAAUGAUGAUGAAGCAAUUAUGAAUGAUAUAAAAAGAUAGAAAAUACUGGAAAUAAGAAGAAGAAAUACAGUUAUCGGUGCUCAUGAUCUAAUCAAUAGUCUUGAGAUAGAACUCAAUGAAAUGGACUCCUAGGAGAAUCUUGAUAUCUAUAACGAUUCAUUGGGAGAGAGUCAAGGCUAGAAUCGUAAAUCACCCUAGAAAAUUUAAUCUUCAAUGAAUUUCGGAGGGAUUGUAAAUCUUAGGAGUUUUUAAAUCGGAAAGCAACAAAAGAAUAAUACAAUAAUGGAUGUGUAUGUUAAGAAGGCAAGAGACAGAAUAAAAAAUCUACUUUAAUCAGAGAGUAUGACUAAACUGCUUAGUGACGAGGAACACAAAGACUUCAUGAAAAAGCUAGUUGAAGAGCUAAAAUAUACAUCUAAGGAGGUACAGCAUAUGGGUGAUGAGAUGAGUAAGAGGGAAAAACAAUUGAAGUUCUUAGACAAGCUAAAUAGAAGAAUGGAAAAGGAACUAACUUCAGUUCACGAGAAGAUAGAUAACUUAGAAAUGGAUAAUUAUAUGCUGAGGGAAUAGGUCAGUGAACUAGCUAAGCAGCUAGAGGAGUAUAAGAAUAUCAUAGAUGAAAUUCUUUAGUAACUUGAAAGCCAGGAGAUGAACAAAGUGCUUUAAGCAGACCUAAAGAUGAAAUUACUUGGUCUGAGUGAUAGAAUAGCUCAAAGUUAUAUGAAAGCAAUGCAUUUACUAUCUGAUGAUGAUGCUGCCUAUAUGAUGAACUCCAAAAAUUAAAGUAGAGAAAAUAUACUAGAUGAUGAUGAGGACAAGAUCUAAGAGCUCAUAGAUGGAAGAGCCACUGCAGUUUAAGAUGGAUAGAACCUUGACUUGGACUUUGAAUCUGAUAAGAGCGCUAAUGAAGGUGGAAAGAGUUCAAAUAAGAAGGACAAAAGCGGAAGAAGGAAAACGUUUAAAUUCUAGCUCUUUAAUUUGGGUCGCAAAAGAAUGUCAAGAGUUCGCAAGUAAGGCUCUCAUCCAGCUCAGGUCAUGCUUAAAAAGCUUAUAAAUAAAGAUCCCAAAAAUCUCAAAGAUUAAAUGCCUAGAAAAAUGCUGUUGCGACUGAUUUACCAGAUGUACUCAGAAAGAGGAUUUUUAGAUCAUUUAAUGAGUUAUCAAAUGUCACAGAUACAACCGAAAUAGGGUCAACAGUAGUUUACUGGUCCCUAGGUACAACUUUACUAGCCUUCUUUAUUGGAAUGGGUUUAUGAAAAUUUCUUGAAUAAGUAUGGACUUAAAAAUGUAGCUGAAAAGAAAUUUAAAUAGAUGAUAUCAUCUUGCGUUUGCUAAAAAGGAAAUCUUCCAAGAAUAAGAUUAUUUGGCAGAUUUAUUGAGGUACAUAAUGAACUUUAACCAACAGACUUUGCCAAGUAUCUGGAGAUGUUAGAUUUAUUCACGAACUUGAUUCUUAACUUUAAGAUUGAUGAUGACAUUGAGAUCAUUUUACUUCCAAAUAAAGCUUUAGAUUAUUUCAAAUCAAAGUUUGAAACCAAGUAUCCUUAAAAAAUUCUUACUCAAAAGCUGUAAAAGAUGAAAGUUCCAGUCUCAAACGAGGACAUGAAGAAGUAAAAACAUUUAAAAACUGUUAGAGAAGCAUUAGACUUUGAUGAAUUCGCAGAAUUUAUUUUAGACAAUCUUCAAUCACUCUAGGAUGAACGAGAGUAGAUUAUCAGAGAUGUAUUCCUAGCUGUUGAUAUUAAUAACGAUGGCUAUAUGUCUUACUUAGAAUUUAAGAUGAUGAUGAAGUCAUUUUAUGAGUACACAUCUAAGUAAAUUUGGGAUCUGUUUGAAGAGUACGGCAAAACAGGCCUAGAAAAAAUGAAUCCAUUUAUUAAAUACAUCAACAUUGAGUCUUUCGUUCAGAUGGGUCUAGAAAAAGACCUAUUUGACGCUAAAUCCUAAAAGAGAUACAUGAACUCUAAUGACACAAUGAGAGACUUUGAGAAUCUCAGUAAAACUAUCAGCUCAACAGCUUCCAUAUUUAAAGCAAGAUUGAAGAUGAUUGAUAUGGGAGAUGACUAUGAGCUAUUAUCACUGAUUGAUGAUUUCUAGUAAUGUAUCAAAGAUCCAUUCUCUCCUAAAGUAGCUUUGCUUUGCUAUAAAAUAGUUGAUAAUCACUUGAAGAAUCUGUAUAUAAAGAAAAUGGCUGAAAUCUAUAUGCCAAUUAGACUAUAGGACAUUGGCAUUAAGGUCAAACCAAACAUACUGCUUAAAGCAAUCUGA